This is a messenger RNA of Exophiala xenobiotica, 3099 nucleotides long. RefSeq lists its product as uncharacterized. The transcript has 16 exons. The record is from RefSeq and is a predicted model, not a curated record. The coding region runs from base 1 to 3099 and encodes 1032 amino acids. NCBI's taxonomy places the organism in Eukaryota, Fungi, Ascomycota, Eurotiomycetes, Chaetothyriales, Herpotrichiellaceae. Gene Ontology annotation, biological process: regulation of synaptonemal complex assembly; meiotic cell cycle.
AUGCCGUUCAACCAGAGCCCUAGCAAAGCACAAUCAGUUCUUGGUGUGUCCAGCCCUGAAUUCGAUGGAUGGAUCGAUCUGACCCCUGCAGAUUUCACUCGUCAUCUGCAACGCGUUCUCAGCAAAGAUGCGAACCUCUCCUCCCAGACAAUCUCUGAUAUCCUCUCCUAUAUCCAAGCUUUACCCCUCCCUCGCAGAGAUGUCACACCGAGUCAGCGUAUCGAGUUUGAUCGAAUUGGGGUGGCCUUGUGGAAUACGUGUUGCAAACUGGGCAAGAGCGAUGAGCGAGCACAGGAUGUCAAGGGCCUGGCCACGAUACGUGCGUUCUCAUAUUUUCUCGUCGAAAGCGCAGCGAGCUCGAAGGGCAAAAGUAUCAUCAGAGUCGUUAAACAUGCUCUCAAAGCCUCAAAAACCUGUCUCAAUGCCGGGUUACACGACCUCGGCUCACGAAUCGUUGAACAACUGGCCUCGAAACAGGAAGACUUGACCCAAAUCAAUCAAGAGCACGGCUGCGACAAAGAACACUUGAUAAACAGCCUACGGUGGGAGUAUCUGUUACUACGCAUUGUACUGGGCUGGAAACAAGGCCGCCUGGAGCUAGCGGACCAUUUCUAUGCACAGCUUUGUGACGCUCAGGCAGAAGUCGGACCUGAGAUCGUCGCCAAACUCAUCGACUUAUGCUAUGAGAUUGGAAAUGACCACCUCGGCCGCAAUCAGAGCGAUGUUGCUGCAAAAUGGCUCGAAAGAGGCUGCCAAUUGUCCGAUCAGUCUGGUGCGAGCGGAGAUACGGACGUGCAUGAACUGAGGCUCACUCUGCUCCAUACUUAUGUCAGAGCACUUCUCUCUCUUCCCGGUGCUGAAGCCCGCGAGGAGUCUUGCAAGGCUAUGCAGACUUUGCGUGAUGGAUUCGGUCAGAAAUUAUGUGUCAUUGUGCUUCAGCUGGAAGUCUACAAACGAGACACCUCUCCAGAUGUCGAGGCUUACUGCCACGAACUCAUGAAGUUGAUACGGACCACGCAUCUCAUCCUAUCGAAUCAUAAGCUGAUCAUGCAUUACAUCCACCACCUGAUAUCGAUAAGCAUCGACCACGCCAUAGAGGCUCUGUUGACCUACAUUACGACAAGACUUGCUCCCGGCGAAGAACCCGCUUGGACAGACAGUGCCAUUGUUACAUUGGUGUGGAUGAUAACACUCUCGCAACCUCAGGAUUCAUCGUCUGUCCAUGACCAUGCCACUUCGCGAUUCAACAAGAUCCAAACAGCCGGGCGAAUGUCUGUAGGACCAGAGGCUGCACGUGCUGCGCUUGUCCUUCUUUGGAGAAAGGUGGAAGAUACUUUCGAGAACGGGCCAAAGGAAGAUAUGAUAAAGUGGGCUCAGGCGACACUGCAUACGCUUUUCAGACAUAUCGAAGAUCAUAAUGCUGCAAAGGUGCAAAGAAAGGCCAUGCAGUGCUACAUGGACCUGUCCGACUUUGAAGGCGCGUCCAAAACAUGGAAUUCUAUACCAUCCAGUCAGAAACAACAUCCUCUAAGUCAAUAUCUCCAUUACUGCCUUGCUCUUCGAAGCGGCGAUGAAGCUGAAGUACGAUCGGCGUUGACCUCACUUGCGGCAGUGCACGAUGAUCGGAAUCGGCUACUCUUUGCUGCGGUAUCUGACGCCUUUCAUCACGGCACCAAAGCCCACGCAGCACAACUACUGCAACGGAUUAUCGACAAAUACGGAGACAAGUUGCCGGCAGAAGUCGAUCCUUAUGCAUUGCUCAGAUGCACAGCUCGCCUGCUAAUCACAGCUAUUGCCGAAAGCGAGAGCAUACCAGAGGAGCUUCUGUCAAGGCUCUGCGGAGUUUUCAAAUCCGCUUCGAAUUUAAGCCAGAAACACGCUGCUGAAAACGAGCAGUAUCUGCAGGAGUUCAAGUGGUUUCGGAAAACGGCUUACAAUUGUGCGGUCCACAAUCACAAGUCCUGGCCAGCAAGAUAUCUCAUUGAUCUUUUGCAGUAUUCUUCUCGGAUCCCGUGUCCGCCAAAUUUGCCUGAAAGCGCGCGGCUAGAGAAGUUGAUACACGAAACGGAUGUCGCUUUCGUCCAGGCGGCACUCUAUACUACUGAAGCAAGGUCCUGCGCUGCUUCUUGGACCAUCGAAGACCUUCCCAGGACCUCUUAUUCCAGCAAGUCACCACCAACAUCUGGGGAAAUCAGGAGGACGUUGUAUCGUAAUGUGUUCGAUAUUUACACGGAGUUCCGACGCCGGCUGAAGCAACUGCAGCGGGACUCGCCGACCAGGGUGGAAGACUCGAGUCAAAAAGUGGCCACCAUAGCCACCCUAGCAUUUGAGGCCGUAUUAUUCGUGACUACUUCUGGUGAAUCACCUGUACAUGACAUGUCCCCGAAUCAGGUUCUGGACGAGGUCAUACAGUUUCAACCAACCAAGAAGACCUAUUCAUGUUUAGCAGACAUGAUCUUGUCUGCCGCCGGUGCUGCUAUAAGGGUUGAUGGUCAGCAAGAACAGGGGCAUACGAGUCCUCAGCUUUCGAUCUCAACAGCAACCCAAUUGCUUGCCAAGCUCAUUCACGGGCUCCGCGUACAGUCCGACUAUGACACAGCACAAGCCUUUCGCUGGAUUCGCUGCGUUGUGCAAGUGGUCCUUGACCGAUGCGGCGCCGACUCGAAGCUUUUGGCGUCUGAAUACGAAAAUGGCUUGACUACAGUCAAAACGAUCACGGAGCAAGCUUUAGCACUGGCGCGGUCAGCAUUGCCUCCUGUCAAGAAUGGUAUUGGCGAAGACCAGAGUCAGCAGGCGUAUCCUCCCGAGGAGCUUGAGUGGCUUGCGACGACGCUGUUCAACCUUUCCAUCGAUUUGUACGUUACCGAAGCGGGAUCUAAUUGUGCACCUGAAGGUCCCGUGGAUCAGGAGCCGAAUGAAGGGGCGCCAAUUAUCAAGAGACCUCAAUUCUGGGCCGUAAAGGCAGUUGAGUUUGCAGACUUACUGGCGGACAGCGCGUUGCUGAAAACGGAUCGCAAAGAAGCAGCAACCGGUGGUGACGGUAGCAUGCUCGCACGACUGCUUCGCGAGCGCUGUCGGAGUAUCGGAUGGGACGUGUAA